Molecule: messenger RNA, 1323 nt
Organism: Diospyros lotus (date-plum)
Lineage: Eukaryota; Viridiplantae; Streptophyta; Magnoliopsida; Ericales; Ebenaceae
Exons: 4
Coding region: 1-1323 (440 amino acids)
Biological process (GO): telomere maintenance; DNA repair
Molecular function (GO): DNA helicase activity
Source: RefSeq, a predicted model, not a curated record
AUGGUGUUAGGAAUGAUAAAUGAGAUUCAACAAUAUCUCGAUGCAAGGUAUAUUGGACCUCUAGAAGCUGCUUGGCGAAUAUUUGGUCAUCCUUUGCAUGCAGAGAUGCCAACAGUUGUACGAUUGGCACUUCAUUUACCUGGAAUGCAUCGCGUUGUGAAGAUGAAUGUCCAUUCACUUAUCAAGAAUUUCCACAACAUUAUGUUUGGCUCAAGUCGGAAAAGAGAUGAAAAUCAAGAGAAAGGGGAUUUGCAAUUGAAUUGCAUCAUUGUUACUGGUCGGAGGUCGCACUGCACAUUCAACAUUUUCGGGCAUAUUGUUAUUACUGUGGCUUCAUCUAGAAUUGCAUCAUUGUUACUGGUCGGAGGUCGCACUGCACAUUCAACAUUUUCUAUCCCAUUAGAUGUGUUGGAAAAUUCAAAUUGUGGGCUUAGUAAACAAUUAUUACAAGCUGAGUUAUUUAGAGAAACAAAACUCAUAAUUUGGGAUGAAGUUCCGAUGCAACAUAGACAUUGUGUUGAGGCGGUUGAUCGUACAUUGAGGGAUAUUUGUGAUAGUGACAAGCCAUUUGGGGGUAUUACUGUUGUUCUUGGUGGAGACUUUCGACAAAUCUUACCAGUUAUACCCAAAGGAUUUCGUGAGCAAAUUGUGAAUGCAUCAUUAAGACACUCUAUUCUAUGGAAGCAUAUACAUAUCUUAACUUUGGAUUUGAAUAUGCGCUUGAAUCAUGAAGACCGUGAAAAUGCUAAUUUUGCAAAUUUUGUGAUGGAGAUUGGGACCAAUCAUCAAGAAAUCGCUAACCUUCCAUCAACAAUACACAAAUGUCAAGAUUUGAAUGAAUUACUCUCUACAGUUUACCCACGGUUGAACAUAAUAGAGACGUCAACCCCAACAUAUUUAACUGAACACACAAUUUUGUCUGCGCGUAACGAUGAUGUCAGUGACAUCAAUACUACUGCAUUGAAUAUCUUUCCAGGGAGAUUACAUACUUAUCUUGCAGAAGAUAAAAUGUCUGAAGAUAAUGAAGUCUAUCCUACUAUUACAAAUAGAUAUCCUAAUGAAUAUUUAAAUUCAUUGGAUCCUCCUGGGUUGCCAACUUUUAAGUUAGAGUUGAAGGUGGGUUGUCCUAUAAUAUUGUUGAGAAACAUUGCACCGAAAGAUAGACUAUGUAAUGGUACAAGAUUGAUGGUUACUAGGUGCAACACUCGCAUAAUUGAAGCUCAAAUUUUAACUGGAGAAAAGUUUGGCAAUUUGGCAUUCAUACCAAGGAUAUCUUUGGCACCAUCUUCUUCAGAAAUGCCUUUUCAAAUGACAAGACGUUAA